AUGCCUCGAAAGGGUGCGAGUGCGAAACGGCGUUUGAGUAAUGAACUCGAUGAACAACUGCCAGCCAGCGAUCCAGUUCCAGAGCUCGUAGCUCAAAAUGAGCGGCUAAGACGGACCCGGAGUCGCAUGACUCUGGGCUCCAUCCAACCCCAACCGGCUCAAAACCAGGCGCGGUUCGCUGCCGCCGAUGCUUCAAGAUCUCGACAGCCAGGCGAAUUUGUUACAGAAAUAUCUGUUGAUGCAACAGCAUCCAUCCCGGCCGCUAUUCCGUCUCAAGCAUUUUCCAGUGUUGCGCUCCUGCAAGCUCUCCCAAAUGCUUCGAAUGUCGGCGUUUCGACAACCAGAUCUGGGAGAGUCACUAGAACUAGAUUUCCAGCUGCCCACCUCUCAGGCGAGAACGUCCCUCCUCGUGUCGGGAAACGUAAAAGAACUACAGCCUCGUCUCGAGCAGCUGCCCUUGACGAUGCUGAGUUUGGGACACCGGAUCUCAUAGAUGACGAUGACGACGACGAUGAUGAUGAUGACGACGACGACGACGACGACGACGAUGUCGAUGAUGAUGAUGAGGUCGCAAAGCUCUUUAGGAAGCCCACAAGAGCUAGUCCUAGAGCAGCCCUUCUAAAAAGCAGCCCAGCCAACAAGUUCACUGAUUCGAGCAUGACCGAUCUUCCACCACUUUCAGAUAUCAAUGAAAUCUUUGCGGAUCUCACCAAGAAUCAUGCCGGUCUCGUCGAUGUUGCCAAAUAUCUCAAUGGGAAGCCUUUGAGAGUUGCAACUAUGUGCUCGGGUACGGAGAGCCCUCUUCUUGCCCUUGGCUUGAUGGUCAAGCAUUUGAAGCAGAUCUUCGGUGUUGAAAUGUCCAUUGAGCAUUUGUUUUCCUGCGAGAUCGAACCGUUCAAGCAGGCAUACAUCGAGAGGAAUUUUCAUCCCAAGAUCCUUUUCCGAGAUGUGUGUGAACUCAACGAAGAGUACGCCACCACAGCAUAUGGCUCGAAGGUCAAAGUCCCAGGUGAUUGCGACAUGCUAGUGGCCGGCACCUCGUGUGUCGAUUACAGCAAUUUGAACAACCAUGGGAAAGGCCUAGAAGACAAUGGUGAGUCGGGGCGAACCUUUUAUGGGAUGUUAGGUUGGGUAAUAAAGCACAAACCCAAAAUCGUUAUCAUCGAGAACGUUUGCCAAGCACCCUGGGGUGAUAUCGUGGCAAAGUUCGAAACAAUCGGCUAUGCUGCGGGACAUAGCAGAUUUGACACGAAAAAUUUCUACAUCCCGCAUACGAGGCAGCGCGGCUACCUCGUAGCCUUUCUCAAAGGCCCGAACAGCGAUGGCAGUCUUCCAGAGAGCUGGGUUAGCAUCGUGAAUGCCAAAACUCGGCCUGCUUCAGCUUCGUUCGAGGAAUUUUGCUUGGAGGAUGAUCACCCAAAGGUUGUUGAGAUCCGUGCUCGAGCUCGACAUUUGGAAGAGCAGCACCGCCCUAAGGGUGGUGAAUGGAUCGCGUGCGAGCACCGCCACGAUGUGGUCCGAUCGACCGAAAGGCUUGGUCGCCAGCGGCCCUUUACGAGCUGGGUUGAAACAGGCAAUUCAACCUGUUUCGAUUUUGCAUGGCAGCAAUGGGUAGAUAAACAAGUCGAUAGGGUCAAGGACCUUAUCGACAUCAACUACCUGCGAAGUGCAGGUAGGGGAAUCGAUCUGGGUUUCGUGGCCAGGGUUCAUAACCUCAGCCAAAAUGCAGAUAGAAAUACCGAAGGGAAGGGGAAUGGCAUUACCCAAUGCCUGACCCCUUCCAUGAUACCAUACUCAACCUAUCGAGGUGGUCCACUGAUUGGUAUCGAGCUCCUGUCCCUGCAAGGGCUGCCCACCGACGAACUCCUUUUCACAAAAGAGUCCGAGGCGAACUUGAAGGAUUUGGCCGGGAAUGCUAUGAGUAGCACCGUUGUAGGAACUGCAAUGGCUGCAGCCUUGGUUGUUGGGAUGAAUCUUCUUGGCCACAGCAACAGCAACAGCAUACAGCCGUCAGUUGCUGGGCCCAUCGGUCUCGUCAGUGCCUCACCAAUGACGUUACCGAGAUCGCAGUCAACAAUGUCUACCGACCCUGGGGUCUGCAACGAAUUUGAGCUAAAGCACCUCAUGAAUGCUGCAACUAAGAGUGCAAGGAAGUGUGUCUGUGAAGCUCAAACGUUAACGGCUGACAAAAUACAAAUUUGCAAGGCUUGUGAACAUACCUCCUGCCAGCAAUGCGGGAAGAAACCACAACAUGAGUAUGAGGUUCUCCAGGUUAGCAGACGCGAUCCGUAUCAGUUCGAAGGUCUUCUCAAGGAGGUUCUGCCGGUGGUCGUCAGGUUUAAAGGCAUUAAGAAUGCCAUCAAACAUGCGAUCUCGUACGGCGAGAGCCUCCCAAUCAAGGAUAAAAAGUGGGAUGUCUUCGAACGACGCGUCUUCGAUGCCUUAUCAUCAACGUUCACGCUGAGCACGAUUAAGAGAAAGGAUGUGUGGGUGGCUAAGUACGAUAGUCCGGUUGGACGUCUUGACCUCUUGAUGGGAGCAAAGCAGUUUGAAUGGAGGAUGUAUGUCAAGGUGGAUUACUCGGCAGAGGACUUUAAAGAGUUGAGACGCUUGUUCACGCCCCCGGUGGCUCAAAUGAUCGUCGACAACGCCCAUAAUUCAUUUUUUGAAGGGAUUUGGAGGAUCGGCGUUCCAGGAUCUGCCUCUGUCGAUGUCGUUGUUGAGGGAGUCGGGUCUCCGCUCGAUUCAUGGCAGAAGUCGCUGGGACUCGAAAAUCCAAUUUUCGCCAACAAGAUGGUCUACCCUCAGCUGAAUCUUCUGUUGAAUGAUCCCGCGAAAGCUUACCUCUUCGACGCUGAUUUCACUGGCGAAUGGACACUGCUUCCAAACUGUGGGACGGCUUGUAGAGCUUUGCAUAGUAAGGUCGACGGGAACGGGAACAAGCUCUUUUUGUUCAUCGAUCAGCAGCGAAUUGGAAAUGGGUCAAAUGAUGGCUUCGUCGUCGCUCGAGAUUGUGAACGCCUUGACUUUGGUGAAUAUCGUCCGUUGAUCGCCAAAUUUGAUAACGUCUUUAACCCAUGCACCAAGGCUCCACGAAUCAGUACCCAAAUCACCACGAACCAGUUUUGGACCCCCGUCGAAUCCCUUCGACUUAGGCCGUCUGGGGAUAUUCAAAUGGAGUAUUCUUUCAGCGUUCCAGAAGACAUCGCACCUGGCAGCAGCUGUUUCAGUCCGGUUGCCUUUCUGAUAUCCAAAACACGACUGGCUCCUGCUCUUUCAGCCAACUUUCCGAGGGAGUGGACGAUUAUCGAUGAAUCCAAUUCGAAGAAGACCUUCAAGUCCAUUAACUGGAUUGUUGAAAGUUUCAAGAAUACUCCAUCGUCAAACGGCUGGGUAGAGAUUGAUGUCAGGAAUUUGGUUCUUGAUUGCGGUUUGUGUGCACCCAAAAAACCGACGGUUUCCUGGGGGAUAAUCAGGGACACGUUGGCGCUCGUCGAAGACCCUGAAGAGUCAGCCAUCUGGGAGCGUGCUAUGAAGGCGCGCCCUCAACCCUGGGUAACCGCCUUGAAAGUCGAUCAUGUUGACGGCCAGGAUUUCCUUCAGCUCAACAUUGGCCUGAAUAUUGUUUCACUUUGCCAUCGAGCCGCUGAUCUGCUCCCCGGUGGCAACGGACUUGGAGACCUCUCAUUGAGUUGGAGACUGAAGUCAGACUAUGUCAGCCCCCCACGUCUAUUGCUACCCGAAUUCACAGUUCGAAGCAACCGCCAUGAUAGUCAGAGCUCGCAACCACCCGGGUUUCUGCUUCAGCUGAGGCCGGAACAGCUCAGAUCUCUGACCUGGAUGCGGUAUCAGGAGUCCUCCGAAGCUCCAAGAUUUAUCGAACAGGAAAUCGUAGAGUCUUCGCAUCCAAGGCUACCUUGGAAAGCAGAGCUUAAAGCGACUAGAGUCAAUGAUGCACGAGGAGGAAUUUUAGCCGAUGCUGUAGGAUACGGCAAGACGGCCAUUAUUCUCGGGCUCCUGGCUUUUAUGAAGGAUUCGUACUCUCCACCAGAUGAUUGCAAUGGUAGGAUUCCAGUAAAGGGGACUCUUAUCAUCGUUCCAGGUCACCUGUUAGAUCAGUGGGAAACAGAAAUCACUAAAUUCACCGGCAGUACGUUCAAAGUUCUGAUAAUCAAGACAAUGAUCAAUAUGAAAUCCCGUACGAUCAAGGAUAUCGUGAAGGCGGAUAUCAUCCUUAUCCCCGUUGCAUUAUUCAAGAGUCCAGUAUACCUUGAUCGACUGGCUGAGUUCUCGGGUGGUGGCGGCGAUGCCCCCACAAAAGAUGGCCGUAAAUUCCAAUUGUGGCUCGGUGAUUGCACCGAGAAGAUUGGGCCACAGGUCGAAAGAUUGCAGUCUGGAAAUGAAAGCGAGGUUCUUUCUGAGAUCAACUUGGGCUUCGAGAGCCGGAAAAACGCGAGGGAAUCAGAGGUGCUCCUAGGAAGAAUAGCUCACAAUAAGGCUGCCACAAGACGCAAAGCUAUUGCCAAAGGCAGGCCCGGCGCAAAAGAAAAGCCUGGUACAAAAGAAAAGCCUGGUGCAAAGGGCAGGUCUAAUGCGAAGGGCAAGUCCAAUGCGAAGGGCAAGUCCAAUGUAAAGGGCAAGUCCACUGUGAUCUCCCCUCAGACUAGUGAUACUGAGGACGACGAUUAUGACGAGGAUGAAGAUGAGGACGAAGACGAGAACGCAAGACCCAAAAAGAAAUCGAAACCACCCGCUGAGAAAUCUUCCGUCUAUGACGACCAAUAUUGGAGACUCAAGAACCUCAAGGGAAAUUGGCAGAAUUUACACACUCCACUCUUUGAGCUGUUCCAGUUCAAUCGGGUUGUGGCAGAUGAAUUCACUUAUUGCACUGGAAUUCCCUUACAGAUGAUUCCAGGCAUUCAUGCCACGUUCCGAUGGGUGCUCUCGGGGACUCCGGCUUUGGGAGACUUUGAUGAUAUCAAAAAGAUCGCUACUUUCUUGGGGAUUCGACUUGGUAUUGACGACGACAUCGCGAACAGUGAUAUCAACAACAAGAGGAUUACGAAGGAUCGAAGUGCUGUCGAGGCAUUUCACGCUUUCCAAGAAGCACAUACACCAGCAUGGCACGAGGAUCGCCACACUCUCGCCCAAGAUUUCUUGGAUAUCUUCAUGAGACAGAACAUCGCUGAGAUCGAUGAGAUCCCAUUUGAAGAACAUUGGGAAAUUGUUAAACAACCAGCGGCCGAGAAGGCUAUUUACAUCGAACUCGAUCAUCAUGUCCGGUCUAUGGACAUGAACAUCACUAGAAGAGUUAAAGGCGGUUCCAAAGGCAGCGGCGAUCGAGAUAAACGCCUUCGUACUGCUCUCGGAGACAGUGCGAGUGCCGAAGAAGCUCUCUUGAAGUCAUUAUGUCACUUUUCCCUCAACAUCGGGGACCUGGCCCCAGGAGCCACUGCUCGCACUGCCUGCGACCACAUCAUCAAACAGCGCGAGGAACAGCUCCGAAAGAACAAAAAGGAGUUACUAAAGUUGAUCCGGACUUGCCUCCACAAAGCCCAAACCUCACCGAUUCCAUCAAUACCUAAAACAGAACAUCCGUUCUUAAAAUUUAUCGAGCAAAAGCGACGAACAAAUCUUGAGGACUCUGAUGCUACUUCGGCCUUCCGGGACAUUCUCCAGCAGGCUAAGAACUUAGUAGUCUGUCACCGGAAUGAUACGGAGGAGCAAACUCCUCCGCCCUUGAAUGACGAUGAUACCGAGAUGGACGUUGAUGUCGACCCAUCCGACGAAGAGCGCCCCCCAGCUAAAAAACGACCUCUUGAAAUUGACGACAAUAUCGAUAUGUUUCGUACCAAGAAGAUUCAGGUCAACAGACUACUCAAGGAGCUAAUCGGCAGAUUCCGUUCCCUGCGUUUCUUCAAUGUUGUCCGCCAGGUGCAAGCUAAGGAUCCCAAUACUCGAUGGACCUGCGCAUGUGAGCCAGAACGGAAUUUUCCGCUUGAGAGUAUUAUUGUCUCGAGCAGCUGUGGGCACACGGCAUGUGCCGAGUGUAUGGCUCGGGCUGCCGACAGAAAACUGUGCCCGAGCAAGGACGCCGGCUGCGAAAGCCUGGCCCAACCGGCCAGCAUCGUCAAGGCGGUGUCCCUGGGGGCAGACUUCGACGCUCCAACUGCCCACGGUGCAAAACUGGAUAGACUCCUCCACCUUCUCCAGAACGUCAUCCCCGCUAACGAAAGGGUGCUUUUAUUCAUACAAUUCCCUGAUCUUUUGAAGAAAGUACUAUCGGUCCUUCAGGCCGCAGGUGUAAGUGUCACGCAGCUAGCAGGCCAAGCAAAAAAUCAAUCCAGCAAGCUGACAAAAUUCCAAACCGAAAAUUCCACCCGGGUCCUCCUUUUAGAAGUUAUGGCCGCGACAGCAGCAGGAGCAAAUCUCACGGUAGCCAACCAUGUGAUCUUCCUCUCCCCGCUUCUAACAGAAAAUCAGCAAAAAUACACUGCCGCAGAGACCCAGGCGAUUGGGCGUGUCCGGCGAUACGGCCAAAAGCUUAAGGUCCAUAUCUGGAGGAUAGCUGUCGAGGACACCAUCGACUUCGAAAUAUACGAGGAAAGAAGAAACCCUGUCCCCAAGUCGGAUUAA
This is a messenger RNA of Orbilia oligospora ATCC 24927, 6636 nucleotides long. RefSeq lists its product as uncharacterized. Bases 1 to 6636 code for a protein of 2211 amino acids. The record is from RefSeq and is a predicted model, not a curated record. Gene Ontology annotation, molecular function: methyltransferase activity; ATP-dependent chromatin remodeler activity; ATP binding. NCBI's taxonomy places the organism in Eukaryota, Fungi, Ascomycota, Orbiliomycetes, Orbiliales, Orbiliaceae. The transcript has 4 exons.